AUGUCUAGUGCGCAAUCCUCUAUUGAUAGCGAUGGAGAUGUUCGAGAUGCUGAUAUUCAUGUCGCACCACCCGUGGAAAAAGAGUGGUCAGAUGGAUUUGAUGACAACGAAGUCAUAAACGGGGAUAACGUUGAGCCACCAAAAAGAGGGCUCAUAGGUUAUCUUGUCAUUUACUUACUGUGUUAUCCAAUAUCCUUUGGGGGUUUCCUGCCUGGUUGGGAUAGUGGUAUCACAGCAGGUUUCAUUAACAUGGACAACUUUAAAAUGAACUUCGGUUCUUACAAGCAUAGCACUGGUGAAUAUUAUUUGAGCAACGUGCGUAUGGGUCUUCUUGUGGCUAUGUUCAGUAUUGGAUGUGCCAUAGGUGGCCUUAUUUUUGCCCGUCUUGCUGAUACUUUAGGUAGAAGGCUGGCAAUUGUGAUCGUGGUGUUGGUAUAUAUGGUUGGUGCAAUUAUUCAGAUCAGUUCAAAUCACAAAUGGUACCAGUACUUUGUCGGUAAGAUCAUCUACGGUCUUGGUGCUGGUGGCUGUUCGGUGUUGUGUCCAAUGCUUUUGUCUGAAAUAGCCCCCACAGAUUUGAGAGGUGGACUGGUCUCAUUGUACCAACUGAACAUGACGUUCGGUAUUUUCUUGGGUUAUUGUAGCGUUUAUGGUACGAGAAAAUACGAUAACACUGCACAAUGGAGAGUCCCCCUUGGGCUUUGCUUUUUAUGGGCUUUGAUUAUCAUCAUUGGUAUGUUAUUGGUUCCAGAGUCCCCAAGAUAUCUGAUUGAAUGUGAGAGACACGAAGAGGCCCGUGCUUCCAUUGCCAAAAUCAACAAGGUUUCACCAGAGGAUCCAUGGGUACUCAAACAGGCUGAUGAAAUCAACGCCGGUGUCCUUGCCCAAAGGGAACUAGGAGAAGCUUCAUGGAAAGAACUUUUCUCUGUAAAAACUAAAGUCCUUCAACGUUUGAUCACAGGUAUUCUUGUGCAAACCUUUUUGCAACUUACUGGUGAAAACUACUUCUUCUUCUACGGAACUACCAUUUUUAAAUCAGUCGGUCUUACUGAUGGGUUUGAGACGUCGAUCGUCCUAGGUACAGUGAACUUCUUCUCCACUAUUAUUGCUGUUAUGGUCGUAGACAAAAUUGGCCGUCGUAAAUGUCUGUUAUUUGGUGCAGCUGGGAUGAUGGCUUGUAUGGUCAUAUUUGCAAGUAUCGGGGUGAAAUGUCUUUACCCUCAUGGCCAGGACGGUCCUUCUUCGAAAGGUGCAGGUAAUGCCAUGAUUGUGUUCACUUGUUUCUAUAUAUUCUGCUUUGCAACGACAUGGGCUCCUGUUGCUUAUAUUGUGGUUGCCGAGUCGUUCCCUUCGAAGGUCAAGUCUAGAGCCAUGUCGAUUUCAACUGCAUGCAACUGGUUAUGGCAAUUUUUGAUCGGUUUUUUCACACCAUUCAUUACUGGGUCUAUCCACUUCUAUUAUGGUUAUGUGUUCGUAGGUUGUUUGGUUGCUAUGUUUUUGUACGUUUUCUUCUUUUUACCAGAAACGAUUGGUCUAUCUUUGGAGGAAAUCCAAUUACUAUACGAAGAAGGUAUAAAACCAUGGAAAUCUGCAUCUUGGGUCCCACCUUCUAGGAGAGGUAUUUCUUCCGAAGAAAGUAAGACCGAGAAGAAGGAUUGGAAGAAAUUUUUGAAGUUCUCAAAGAAUUCUGAUUGA
Molecule: messenger RNA, 1695 nt
Organism: Saccharomyces cerevisiae S288C
Lineage: Eukaryota; Fungi; Ascomycota; Saccharomycetes; Saccharomycetales; Saccharomycetaceae
Gene: HXT13
Product: hexose transporter HXT13
Exons: 1
Coding region: 1-1695 (564 amino acids)
Biological process (GO): mannose transmembrane transport; fructose transmembrane transport; proton transmembrane transport
Cellular component (GO): membrane
Molecular function (GO): D-glucose transmembrane transporter activity; transmembrane transporter activity
Source: RefSeq, marked reviewed